AAGAAGAGAUUCAUAUCUAUACAUACUGAUUUGUUAAAGGUUGAAGAUCAUGCCUUCAGUAACGAAACAGAAGUCGGGGAAGCAAAAGCUUGCCCCUGAAAAGGAAAGGUUUCUUCAAUGUUGUGGAGAUAUCUCUCUUGAAUUGGUUGCAUCAUUAAAGAAUUCUAAAGAUAUAAACUUAAAUGGAUUAAUUAUUCGAUAUGCCAAAAAGUAUAAGUUAAAGCAACAACCUAGAUUGACUGAUAUCAUCUCAUCCAUUCCAGAUCAAUAUAAGAAAUACUUAAUUCCAAAAUUAAAAGCUAAGCCAGUCCGUACUGCUUCAGGUAUUGCUGUGGUAGCCGUGAUGUGUAAACCUCAUAGAUGUCCUCAUAUAGCAUAUACUGGUAAUAUUUGUGUUUAUUGUCCGGGAGGUCCUGAUUCUGAUUUUGAAUAUUCAACUCAAUCAUAUACUGGGUAUGAACCAACUUCAAUGAGAGCCAUUAGAGCAAGAUAUGAUCCUUAUGAACAAGCAAGAGGUAGAGUUGAACAAUUAAGACAAUUAGGUCAUUCGAUUGAUAAAGUUGAAUAUAUUAUUAUGGGUGGUACAUUCAUGUCAUUACCUAUUGAUUAUAGAGAAGGAUUCAUUACUCAAUUACAUAAUGCAUUAACUGGUUUUAAUGGUAAAGAUAUCGAUGAAGCAAUUAAAUUUUCUCAACAAUCACAAACUAAAUGUGUUGGGAUAACUAUUGAAACUAGACCUGAUUAUUGUACAGAAACUCAUUUAAGUGAUAUGUUAAAAUAUGGUUGUACUAGAUUGGAAAUCGGGGUUCAAUCAGUAUAUGAAGAUGUGGCCAGAGAUACUAAUAGAGGUCAUACUGUCAAAGCUGUAUGUGAGACAUUUGCUAUUGCUAAAGAUGCAGGUUAUAAAGUGGUUAGUCAUAUGAUGCCUGAUUUACCUAAUGUCGGAAUGGAAAGAGAUUUAGAACAAUUUAAAGAAUAUUUCGAAAAUCCAGAAUUCAGAACUGAUGGUUUGAAAUUAUAUCCUACUUUGGUCAUUAGAGGUACAGGUUUAUAUGAAUUAUGGAAAAAGGGAUUAUACAAAUCAUAUAAUGCUAAUGCUUUGAUAGAUUUAGUAGCUAGAAUAUUGGCAUUAGUUCCACCUUGGACUAGAAUCUAUCGUGUUCAAAGAGAUAUCCCUAUGCCUUUAGUUACUUCAGGAGUUGAAAAUGGUAAUUUAAGAGAAUUAGCAUUAGCCAGAAUGAAAGAUUUUGGUACAUCUUGUAGAGAUGUUAGAACUAGAGAAGUUGGUAUUCAAGAAGUUCAUAAUAAGGUUGUGCCUGACAAUAUUGAAUUGAUUAGACGUGAUUAUUACGCUAAUGGAGGUUGGGAAACUUUCUUAUCUUAUGAAGAUCCAAAACAAGAUAUCUUAAUUGGUUUAUUAAGAUUAAGAAAAGCCACUAAGAAAUAUACAUUCAGAAAAGAAUUCAAAAAUCAACCUACAUCAAUUGUUCGUGAAUUACAUGUUUAUGGUUCCGUUGUUCCUUUACAUUCUCGUGAUCCACGUAAAUUCCAACAUCAAGGGUUUGGAACUUUAUUAAUGGAAGAAGCUGCUAGAAUUGCUAAAGAAGAACAUGGAUCUGAAAAGAUUAGUGUUAUUUCUGGUGUUGGGGUUAGAAAUUAUUAUGCCAAAUUAGGUUAUGAAUUGGAUGGUCCAUUCAUGUCCAAAUGGCUUAAUAAAGAUGAUGAAUAAAUGUCUUCAUCAUCUACUACUGGUGUAUAUAUUAUUGUAUAG
This is a messenger RNA of Scheffersomyces coipomensis, 1771 nucleotides long. It is a transcript of the gene ELP3, whose product is annotated as Elongator subunit. Bases 50 to 1729 code for a protein of 559 amino acids. NCBI's taxonomy places the organism in Eukaryota, Fungi, Ascomycota, Pichiomycetes, Serinales, Debaryomycetaceae. The record is from RefSeq and is a predicted model, not a curated record. Gene Ontology annotation, biological process: tRNA wobble base 5-methoxycarbonylmethyl-2-thiouridinylation. Gene Ontology annotation, cellular component: cytoplasm; elongator holoenzyme complex; nucleus. The transcript has a single exon. Gene Ontology annotation, molecular function: iron-sulfur cluster binding; acyltransferase activity, transferring groups other than amino-acyl groups.